Messenger RNA from Tachysurus vachellii, 2401 nucleotides. Its product is annotated as neurexophilin-2. Lineage: Eukaryota; Metazoa; Chordata; Actinopteri; Siluriformes; Bagridae. The transcript is spliced from 2 exons. Bases 331 to 1209 code for a protein of 292 amino acids. The record is from RefSeq and is a predicted model, not a curated record. Gene Ontology annotation, molecular function: signaling receptor binding.
GUAAGAGGUGGUCAUUGGUGUUUCAGGACGCACUGAUCACCUCACACUGUUUCUCUCCUGUACCAGAAGUUGCCGCCGCUUUACGCGCAAACUUUUCCCCUUGUCACCACAAGUAUGGAUAUGUUUUAUCCAUGUUUUCAGGACUUCAGACGCUGAACCGCCCUGGUUCAUUCAGUACUCGUCCCAUAUUCUGGCUCCCAGUUUCCUCGGGAAAGCUAUUUGUCUUUACUAUAUAGCCUGCGUGUGUGUAGCGUAUUGUUUUGGUUUGCGUGCGCUGAGUGUGUGCGCUGUAUGUUCACUCCACGGGACUAAGCGCUGUCGGAAGGUGCGAUGAAGCUGCUCGCCUGGAGUUUGCUGAUCCUGAACCAGUGGAUUCUGCAGAAGGUUCAUGGCCUGGAAAAACAGGUUGGGAAAUCUUUGGAUUACCUGGAGAUAGGCCCAGCAGGGUCUGUCCUGAAACCCAUUCCUUAUGGUGGAGCUGGAGGAGGGGGCAUAGGGGCAGGUGGAGGAGUUAAACCCCCAUUCCAGACCUCCAGGAUAUUCUCCUCUAUGGACCACACACCUAUGAAAACCAAGCCUCCCACAUUUGGUUUACCGAACCCAUAUGAUUGGGCAAGGAACCAGUCCCAGUUCCUGGACCAGACAGGCUACCACUCCAAGCGCAAACCUAAUCAUAAAACUGCCAUGAAGACCAAGAAGAUCUUCGGCUGGGGCGAUUUUUACUUCAGCGUCAAGACCCUGAAAUUUAACCUGCUAGUGACAGGCAAGAUUGUGGACCACGUCAACGGUACGUUCACAGUUUACUUCCGCCACAACUCGUCCAGCCUCGGCAAUGUGUCUGUCAGCAUCGUCCCGCCAUCUAAAGUAGUGGAGUUCGAGGUGGUCCAGCAGCAGCAAAGUACCCUCCAUCAGCCUGAGAUCCAGUUUCACCAGCCUCAUCAGUCAACCAUCGAUCCCAAAGACAUCAAGACCUUCAACUGUCGUGUAGAGUACGAGAAGACCAACCGCUCUAAGAAGCCCAAACCUUGUCUGUACGACCCAUCUCAAACCUGCUUCACCGAACACACCCAAUCCAACGCCGCUUGGCUUUGUGCCAAGCCCUUCAAAGUCAUCUGCAUCUUUAUCUCCUUUUUCAGCAUCGACUACAAGCUUGUGCAGAAGGUCUGUCCAGACUACAAUUUUCAGAGCGAACAACCUUACUUUGGAUGAAGAGUACCAAAGCGAAUGAAACGAAGUAGAGGAUGACCAACAUAUGGGAUGUUGUUAUGUGUCGUGUGUCUCUUCUACUUUCUUAAGGUUAUACGGCUCCCAUAAUGGUCAAUAUGGUGGACAGUGAAGUUUUUACCAGGGUGCUGACGAGAGGUUUUUGUUUCAGGUUUUCUUUGUAUAUAUUGUGAACAAACCCAACUCAGUUAAGCUCAAUUAAAUGAAUAUUUGUUUAUUGUUUUGGGUUUUCUGUUGAAUUUUGUCUGUUUGACUGUUAGAAAUUUGGAACGAACAAAGUGAAUUUUGUAUUGUUCCUUUAUAUGACCCUGAGCUCUCAGAAAUGUCAUGAGGAUGAUAUUAAAUGUAAUGUAAGGAACAUAGCACUGAUUGUAACAGAUUACUGUAUUAACUGGAACAGAACCCAGUGAUAUUAUAUUGUGCACCUAAAAUUAAAGCAGCUCAUCAUCAAACCAGGGUGUAUUUUACUCUGGCAAACGUAAAGUGUAAAGCAAGACAUGAAGUGGACAUAGAUACUCUAUAUUAGGAAGGUAUUUUGCUGUCAUUGGAACAUCUGGCACACAUUAAACACAGCAUAUGCACCCAGAAAUUACCUAUACUGUAUGCAUAUAUGCCCAAAAUAUCAUUUGACGUUAGAUUCUAGUCUAUUAAUAAAAGCCGGGAGCAUUCGUUCUUCCCAAUACUGAAGUAAUUAUAAUACCGCAUAAUAUUAAUCUUGUUUUUGAUUCUCCUGUUAUCUAAAUAGUAGAACUUGGAUUCCAGCCAGUUGUUUAAAUGAAUUUUGCAUUAUGAAAAGAUGUGGGUGAUUAAAGCUGCUAUUCUAAAUCUUUAAAAAUGUAUAUGCAUUAGUUCAGACUCUGUGCCCUUAUCCACCCUAUAGAUAACCAGUGGAUGAGUGAAAAGUAACAUAUGUAAUGAAAGAGAUCACCUUUAACAUGUGUCUAGUGAAAGAAACAAUUAAAUAUUAUUUUUCUAUACCUGGCUUAAUUUUGACCAGAUGCAAAAUACAUGGGUGUUACUGAGUUGCUGACACAUAAAAAUGAUAUAUUCCCAUCUCAUCCUACUCCUUUUAUUUCAUUCCUUUUUUUAUUUGCACAGUAAAGCACCAAAAUAUAUUCUCUUAAUUUCUGGACAACCGAUUAGUCUGUGAAACAAGGAGGCUAAAGAAGAUGUGAAA